CCGGCACAGAAAGGAUCGAGACGAUUUCGCAGAAAGUGUCGCGAAAUUGCUUAAUAUCGUUAAUGUUGAUCGUCGCGGAGAUAGAUCUUUCGAAGAACGUUAUCAAAGAACAACCAAUUGUUGUUUUCAGAAGAAAAUCACCAGAUUUACGUAUACUUCGUUUCAAAGGUGUCAGCGAAAUCUCAAUUCGAGUCGUCAACGUGUGAGAAAGGAAGAAAAGUAUUAGGAAGAAGACGGACGUAGUCUCAAGUUCUCUAGAAGAACGUCGCCACGAAUAUUGUUCCAGAAGAAAGAGGACAACUAUAUAAGUAUAAUAUUUGGACACCCGCGGCAAUUUGAUCAAAAAGUUGAUAUUUUUCUCAUGUUUUCAAAAUUAUCAUCGAAGAAUGUUUCUCUACCGUUGAUUCUUUGCUUCUUGCUAUAACCGAGGUCGAAUGUUCCGCUGUUAAACUGAAACAAGAAAUAUAUCUGCACCAGCGAUGUUCAUCCGUAGCAGAUAGCAAGUACUUCACGCACCUGCACAUUUAGUUGCACCAACAUAGUAUAAUCAAGCAUUUCUUAAAAUUUUACAUCGACUUUCUGAAAAAUACAGACAGACUCAUGAUAAAACACGAUCAAUCUCGCGUCACCAUCUACGUGAAACAUAAAGCGUUAAAGCCAAAGAAAAUAAUCAAGCAGAAAAGAAGCUUUAAAGUAAAGUCUAAAGUAAAGUAAUCGGAACAAAUUCGGAGAGAAGAAAAGGUGGAAACGAGCGCCCGAAACGACAACAGAUCACCCAUACAAGGAUAAACGGUGGCUAAAAAAGAAGACGAGAAAAAGAAAAAGAAGAAGGAAAGGAAGGAUCGGAGUAAAAAAAUUGUAAAGGCGAAGAAGCAGGUGAAACGGCAGUACGAACGAAGCUUAUGGGGGUAAAGUGAGUUGAACGCGAGCAGAGGAUAAAUAAGGACGAGCAAAACGUGGAGGCAGAGGAGAAGAGAGAGGAUAAUGGUGGCGCAUGCUCCUCCUCGUUGUGCACGUAUCGUGGAGCAGGCAGUUGCCCUCGUCGGCUCCAGGUACACGCGAAAAUCCAUAUCGCCGCCGUGUAGCGUCUCCUACGGCCGUUGACAGACUCCGCGGACACGCCAGAACCUCUCGAUCGGGCGUCGCAGUGAGCGUCGCGACGCAGCUUCCUCGACACUUCCGCGCCGCUUCUACGGAGUAGCCUCUUACACUGCUUCGAGCACGUGCCCUAAACAGUCGCAUGUCACUGCUCGCCGGCGGAAUACUAAACUGCCACGGAAUUAACUUUCAAACAAUAUUUCACCAGUUUUCAAGCUCAUUUCUUUUCAUCGAUAGCAUUUAUUUGAAAGAAAUUCGUCUCGUUUGAGAAACCAAGUGGUAAUUAGGAGAAAUUGGAAAGGACGCUGCUAGGUCGAAGGAUAAAUAGAUGGGAAUUUCAAAGAUAUCAUUUAUAUCUUAAGGAAGCCGGUCGUCCGAAGUAAAGUGUUAUUUAGAGAUAAUUAAAAAAUAUGUAUCGUUUGGAAGAAGGAAAUGGUACUUAAGAAUAGUUGGAGGGAUAGACGUUGCUGGAUCAAAAUAUGAAUGUAAAUAGAAAUGUUAAUAAUAUUAUUUGCUUUAAGGAAACUAUUCGUCGCAAAAGCGGAAGGAUAUUUAAGAGGAAUCGAAAGAUCGGACGUCGCUAAAAUUAUGGAUAAAUAUGAACUUCGAAGAUGUUGUUUAUCAUAGAGGAAUAUGAAUUACAAGAAUAUUAUUUAUCCUAAACAAAUUGAUCGUUUGAAGAUACACAGUGGUAAUUAGGAGCUAUUAAAAGGUGCUUAUUGUGGAACGUUGCUGAAUGAUAAUACAAACGAACAUGAACUGAAAGUAUCGUUUAUUUCAAGGGAAUUCAUCGCUCGAAGAAAGGAAAUAUUAAAUGGGAACAAUGAAAUGAUGUUUUUAUGAAAGCAUGAACAAAUACGAGUUCGAAGGAGAUAAGUGCUAACUAGAAAUAAAUCGCAAGAUGUUUAUGGAAUUAUGAAUAAAUAUAAAUACUAAGGAUGUAGUUCAUCUCGAAGAGAGGUUCGUCCUUUAAAGCGAUGAUUUAAUAUGAAUAACUAUCGAAGGUAUUAUUUACCUCAGAACCCAAACCAGAGUCGCGGUAAUGAAAAAGUCAAUGAAAAAGUCGAACAUGGUUAAAUUGGUACACGAAUAAUACGUGUGAACAUUUGUAAAACGCGAACACAGAAGAUCGGAAGCUGAUGGAAGAGAUAGCAAUAGCGUAUUGGAAAAGGAAGUCGACGGUAUUCCACAAGGAACGAUAAAUGUAAAAAGUUGGACUACUGUCGCGUUGGGGUAGCCAAAGAUCCGUGAAACGAAGAAUCGUAAGAAAUCUGGCAAGGUUUCAGGCGAAACUUUGUUAAGAUUUCCAAGAAAAUAAAAGAAUCUUCGAGGUGGUGUAAUUUGUACGUUGUAGAGACACCGAGUCACACGAGGAACGUUCUUGCAGAGAGGAUUUUACGAUGGUAUCGUGGAAAAGAUAGCCAGUUGGAAAGAGUCGCGUCUACGAAAGGAUUAGGAAACGGGAGCCUAACUCGCAGACCAGGUUAACAAAUAGCUAAAUUACAAAGUGAAUGGACCAAGUUUUGAAACUCAUUUACGAAACUACCGACUAUCAAUUAUAAGGAGCUGUGAACUUCCUUCUAUCUUCGAAGGAGUCGGUAAUAACCCCUGGUAUCGACGAAUACCAUUCUCCGGAGUAGUUGAAAUCAGGCACGAAUACGUGCGUUAACCGAGUGGGUUCUCGAAACAUCUCCCUCGAGAGUUUGCCGAUAGUCUCUCGCGAAAUUAGUACACUAUCGAAACGUGGAACUGAUCGAAGCCGGCCUUUGUUACUGGUUUUCAGCGCGAUGCUCGCGAUGUUAACGCGCGGACAAUAGGCGAACUUCGUCUCCAACUGUUAGUGCUGGAUCUGAUGGACGCCUUGCCGCCAGUAGUUCGGUAAUUGGCUUUGCGUUUCAAGCGGUUCGCCUAAUGGCUGUCGAGUGCCGCUUUCAAACGGAUCGACCAGUUGCAGCAGACUGUUUUAUAAACCAUACUACUCGUACCAUUGUACGUUAUCAUAUUUAAAGCGUGAAAGCUAGAUCGUCGAGGAUUUUAAGAUCAAAGAUCGUUUAGUAAAUGGAGGGCUAGAGAAAUGGAGAGCAACGAACCAAAAGAAAAUUCGUUGCUCUAGAAAAGGAAGCAUUUCCAAGCUCGUCAUAAGUCGAUCUGAUUUCGUCGUGUUCCUAGAAAUUACAAAACGAAGGCUCUCACCUUCCGGUCAGACUCCGUGCAAUCGAGAUAUUCCGAAGCUGGGAAGCUCCGGUGAAAUCACCUCGUCGGAUCAGAGGACAUCAAAGAGCGAUCCUAUGUCGCGGUAUCCCGUGCCUGGAGCGUGGAAUUUAACGGGCUUGCGGGGAUUUCUGGAAACUCUAUUCGAUCGUAACAUUUCGAUAUAUAGAUAAAUAUAGAGAGAAGUUUUCUGAUAAGGUCUUGUACAACGUAUUAACGGGGAUCGGGAGGAUACCAAAUAGAAAUCCUAAGGAAAAAGCGUGUGUGCGAGGAUGAGACGUUCCUCGGGAUCUUUUUGUCGCUACGCUCUCGCUCUCUGAUAUUGGACGAAAGGAAGAAAAAAAGGUCCUUGAGAAUUAACCCGUGGAAUUCAAUGACUGCGAGGUAACAAAAACGUUUGCUUGAUCGUAAUAUUUCUAGAUCAUUUUCAAUACCGUAAAUAGAUAAGAGAAAAAGAAGAAGAAGCGUGCGUAUUAAAUCAAAAGGAGACAGAGAGAAAAUUAAACGAGUCGCAGAAACCCCUAAUUUAUAAUACAAAAAAUUCAAGAAGCUUUGUAUGACCAUAUUUAGAAAUGUAAAUGGACAGACAAAUUAUAUAAAGAAGCUUCUCGAUAAUAUCUUAUAUCAGGUAUUAACGAGGACGAGGAGAGGAUACGAGCAGAAAUUCGCGUGAGCGUGCGUAGAAAGAUUAAAGACUCUUUGGGGCCCUCUCGUUGUUACGCUUGCCCUGUGCUCUUCGAGUAAAGGGAGGAAAAGGACUCCUCUAGGAUUAACCGACCCUCCUUUAAUGGCAAAGGAUUUAGGGGGAUCAGCGAGCAUUAGUCGGCGAAUCUCGCGGUUGGCCAGGAAUACUAUCUUCGGUCUCGUUUCUCGCGAAGAACACCAGGUUUGGGGAAAUAAUUGCGUGUCGGUCGGUUGGUGAAAAAUAGAGCCCCUAGAGAUUAACCGCGCGUCUUUAUAGAACUACGUGAAGGGCAUGGUCCGCUCGUAAUCGACGUUUUCGCCGCGUGCCACACAUUCCACGACCUUGUCCACUACUGCUGCUCGAAACCUAAACGACGUAUAUGGUCCUCGUUAUGUUCUUGUAAAACGCAAAAUCACGUUGCGCUCCUUGAAAAAUUUCCAAAAAUCAACGAUACGUAACGCGUAAUGAUAACGAACCAACGACAUCGCGACAUCUUCUAAGAGGAGCAUGGUUCACUUAUAAACAGAGGAAUAAUUUCUAUAAACAAUUCGCCAAGGGCGCUGGGCCGCUAUAAAGAUAAGAGGGAAUCCGUGUUGUUUUCACUUUUUGCUUCAGCUCGAGCAAAGUCGAGCCUCGCGAAAGGAAGCAACUUGAUCGAGGAAACGAAUAAGACGAACAGUGUUUAGUUUGUGGCCGGCAUGGAGUGGCAAGAGAAUAACGAGAGCGUCUUCGACACCGGCAAUUACGUGCUGAACACUUUGUAUUAUAUCAGCAAGCUGAACGAAUCGGUGAAUCCCGAGGCGAUCAAGUGCUUCGAACGCAAACAGGAAGAGCUGCAGCUGUUGUCUCUUGGGACGCAGCAGGAGGAUCAAGGAUGCGAAAUCAGCUGGGAUUCUUUAUUGUGUUGGCCGAGAACACCUCCCGGUACACUGGCCACGCUACCGUGCUUCGAGGAACUGAAUGGAAUACGCUACGACAGCAGCCAGAACGCGAGUCGCUGGUGCAGGCUAGACGGUAAUUGGAGCAACUAUACCAACUACAGCCUCUGCCGAGAUCUCCGCGUGCCGGAGAUCGAGGGCAGUGUCGAGGUUAUUUCAAAUACAAUCUACUUCGUUGGAUACAGCAUCUCCUUGUUUACACUGGUCAUCGCCGUUUCUAUUUUUCUUUAUUGCAAGGAACUCAGAUGCAUCAGAAACAACAUACACACGAACUUGAUGUUUACCUACAUCCUUGCAGACCUGAUGUGGAUUCUAAACAACGUGAUGCAGGUGUCCAUGCAACCGGACGUGCCAACCUGUAUCGUUUUCCUGUCUCUGCUGAAUUAUUUCCAAUUGACUAAUUACUUUUGGAUGUUCGUAGAAGGCCUGUAUCUGUUCCUAUUGGUCGUCAAGACUUUCACAGGCGAUAAUAUCAAGUUGAAGCUGUGUCUUGUUAUAGGAUGGGGAAUACCAGUCCUCUUCAUCACCAUGUGGGCUAUCGCCAAAUCGUUGGAUCAAAGUAUCAUGAUCCAACCAAAUCAGGAAGUUGCAUUGGGCAAGCACUGUCCCUGGAUGGUGUCACAUGCUUACGACUGGUUCUACCAAGCCCCCGCUAUUUUGGUGUUAUGCAUCAACGUGAUGUUUCUUUUCAUGAUAAUGUGGGUGCUGAUAACAAAGCUCUGGUCAGCGACGAACGCAGAAACCCAGCAGUAUCGAAAGGCGAGUAAAGCGUUACUCGUGUUGAUACCUCUCCUUGGAGUAACUUACGUGCUGGUACUGACGGGACCAACGGAGGGUCAGGUUGCUAAUGCAUUCUCUUACACUCGAGCCGCGUUCCUUUCUUCACAGGGCCUGUUCGUCGCGUUAUUUUACUGUUUUCUAAACACCGAGGUUCAAAACACAGUGAAACACCAUAUCGAACGAUGGGCAACAGCUCGCGAUCUGGACACAGAAAGAAGGUAUUAUAACAAUUGGUCUCCCCGUUCGAGAACAGAGAGUAUAAGAUUGUACUGCCCACCGUCAAACCCAUACAGAAAAAGGGAUUCAUCCGUAAGCGAGACGACCACAACAACAGUAAUAGGAUUAAACUCGACGACCACAUUCCUAGAUAAAUCGAAAAAGGCUAUCUCGGAGGAUCUGAACGAAUAGGAACGAUUCUGAUCUCGCCAAUGGACCGAUUAGAACCAUUAUCGAAGAAUCUGUUAAACAUUCUUCUUUUGAAAAAAUAUUCUUAAGCAAAUCAAGGUCUAAGAGAUACCAAUAUUCUUUCUUUGCUUGUAAGUGUCAUUUUCUUUUCAUCUGAUCGUCAAAGGAAGAAAUAAUUAUUUGGGAAGAUGGAGAAUUGUUAUUUAUUAUUUGAAGGAGGUUUACGUUUGCCAGUGUGAAAUAUUUUGAACAAGAAUAUGUAUAAGAAAAUAAAUUGAUUGUUAUGAAUUUUACAAAUGUUGGAAACGAGAGGGAAGUAGUCAAGGGGGCAACAUAUCGAAAUAUAUACUUUGUCACAGAAUUGUUCGUAAAAUAAUGGAAAUUAAAAAGUUAAACAUAUUUAUAUAUUAUGAUUUAUACUUUUUAAUAUGUUUUCACCUUUUUUCAUUUUCAAAAUAAAACUAAUUUUUAUUAUUCUGGAAUUAGCAUUUUUUCAAUAUAGUAUUUGUAUAAAUUAAUUGCAUUGUAAUAUAAUAGAAAUUGAUUGUGAAUGGAUGAUUAAAUUUCCUUUUUUUGAUACGAUUUCUUUCUUUCAUUGCCAAAAUAUACACGUAAUAUACGCGGAAACAAAUGAAAUAAAACGAUGCUUUGGAAAAAGUGACGACAUUCGAUCUUUUUAGUUUUGUUUUUAGUUUCAUUUUCAAUUUCGCAAUCAACCAUCUCAUUUCCAAGAUAUUCAUAAAAUUACCGGUAAUUAAAUUAACUUUACAAUUGAUAUUUUCCUAAAAUGUACUUGAUAUAUGCGUCAAACUAUUUAAUGUAUAAAAUAUAAAAUCUUUCUCUUGUGAAAUAACAAGUCUCCUGAGGACUCUUAAA
Messenger RNA from Bombus huntii, 6993 nucleotides. RefSeq names its product diuretic hormone receptor-like (gene Dh44-R1). The record is from RefSeq and is a predicted model, not a curated record. Bases 4693 to 6120 code for a protein of 475 amino acids. Gene Ontology annotation, biological process: cell surface receptor signaling pathway; adenylate cyclase-modulating G protein-coupled receptor signaling pathway. NCBI's taxonomy places the organism in Eukaryota, Metazoa, Arthropoda, Insecta, Hymenoptera, Apidae. Gene Ontology annotation, molecular function: peptide hormone binding; diuretic hormone receptor activity; G protein-coupled peptide receptor activity. The transcript is spliced from 11 exons. Gene Ontology annotation, cellular component: plasma membrane.